This is a messenger RNA of Archocentrus centrarchus (flier cichlid), 2687 nucleotides long. RefSeq names its product solute carrier family 25 member 35 (gene slc25a35). The record is from RefSeq and is a predicted model, not a curated record. NCBI's taxonomy places the organism in Eukaryota, Metazoa, Chordata, Actinopteri, Cichliformes, Cichlidae. The transcript is spliced from 5 exons. Bases 134 to 1030 code for a protein of 298 amino acids.
CGGGUGGUGUGUGCCUGAGUACUUUAUGUGGGAGGAGGCUGCUGCUGAGCAAAAUUCCAGUGCUGUGAAGCACUGGAAGCAGCCUUGAGGUCUAUAUCUGUCUUCCCGUUGGACGGACGGUCGGUCGGCCGCGAUGGAGUUCGUGCUGAGCGGAGUGGCGGCGUGCGGCGCCUGCGUAUUCACGAACCCGCUGGAGGUCGUCAAAACACGUAUGCAACUCCAAGGAGAGCUAAAGAGCCGUGGCUCUUAUCAGGUUUAUUAUCGCAACGUGUUCCACGCUUUUUAUACUAUCGGCAAAGUGGAAGGACUGGUCGGCUUACAGAAAGGAUUAGUCCCCGGGCUGUGGUAUCAGUUUUUUAUGAAUGGAGUCAGGCUCGGAUCGUACGCCAUCAUCGAGUCGUCGGGUUACAUCCACACCAAUGGAAGGGUCAGCGCUGUCAAAACCACGGUGGCAGGGGCUGUCGCUGGAGUGGUGGGAGCUGUGAUGGGCAGCCCCAUAUACUUGGUGAAGACUCACCUGCAGAGUCAGUCUACCUCCUCUAUUGCAGUUGGUCAUCAGUACAAACAUCAGGGGAUGACCCAUGCCCUGGUUGCCAUCUACAGGCAGCAUGGCAUUCUGGGACUGUGGAGGGGCUCCAGUGCUGCAGUACCGAGGGUCAGCGUGGGGUCAGCCACUCAGCUCUCCACCUUCUCCUCCGCCAAGGAGCUUGUCAGUGACCUGCAGGUGUUCCCAGCGAACAGCUGGCUGGUUGGCCUCAGCGCCGGCAUGAUCAGUAGUGUGGUGGUGGUGCUGGCUAUGACUCCUUUUGAUGUGGUGAGCACGCGGCUCUACAACCAGCCCGUGGAUCCUUUGGGCAAGGGUCAGCUCUACAAAGGAUUUACUGACUGCUUUUCCAAGACCCUGAAGAAGGAGGGCAUGAUAGGACUCUACAAAGGCCUGGGAGCAUCCUAUUUCCGACUCGGGCCACACACCAUUCUUUCGUUGUUCUUUUGGGAUGAACUGCGCAAAUUGUACCAGCAGUUCAGAUAACACCCGGGACGAGGAGACUGGAAAAUGGGUAACUCAUUAAGUUCUGAGUGCAGAAGGUUAAAUGAGUCCUCAUUUAAUGAGUUUAUGAUUAUCAGGUAAAUGAAAAACUUGAAGGUAUUCAGCUUUCUUAAAAGGAAAGAGCAAAGCUAAUGUUUUACACUCCAGUAAAAAUGUUAAAUUAUUGUGCUGCUGAAGUUGUAGAUUUCUUAACUGCACUUGUUGCAUAGAACCAUACAGUCCUCCAACACUGCCACUCUUUUAUAGCUCUUUCAUUAUGUAAUUCUAACACACACAAAAGAAUGUAUGCUGUGGAUCUUCUGGAGAAAAUGCCAAAUGUGGCCCUCAGUGGGACCUCAAGGAGGUUAAUGUCUAUUUUUAUUCUAGUGUGACUGAGCAGAAGGAAAAUGGGAUUGUGACACAAAUACCAUGCAGCAAUCUUGUUUGCUUGCUUGAGGUGAUAAUAAGUGUACUGUAGCAACAUGCUUAAUAAUUCUGCCCUUCAGGUGUUCCUUCAAGCAACUUUGCCUUUGAAUUAACACGUCUUGUUAAAGCCAACAAGAUCCGGCUGAUCCCUCACUCAGCGGUGAGCCAGCUGGUUGUAAAACCAAAAUUUGUUCAAAGCUACUAAACGAUUUUUAGGUUCUUGUUGAAUUGAUAAACUUUCUAAAGACUGCAGACGUGCCAGGCUAAAAUUGUGUGAACUGUGUAUAAUUGAGUUUUGAGUUUGAGUAGGUCAAAUAGAGAAUAUAUUUUCUGUGUAAAACAGUAUGGAAUCAGAUUUGCUUUCCAGCCUUAAAUGGGGGGGGGGGAAGGUGAAUAUAGAAAGGGGUUAAAGACAACUGUCGGCCAAAGGUUUGUUUCACAAUGACUUCGGUAGCAGACAAAUUUCCUCUUAAGUGUCCACAACAUGGGAAGAAAAAACUCCCCUAAAAUGAAAUUAUUUAGAUUUCAUAACCAGAGUGAGCACACAGCUGAUCCAGUGACUCUGCCAAAAAAGGAUAUGAAAGCUGUCCACCCUGAGCGUGUAGUAUUAUACUAUAAAAGGAGCCAUUACACUUAAUACCAAGUCAAAGUGGCUUUCUCCAUUAAAUUAAACAAAUAAUAAUAAAAUAUUGAUGCAUUUUUUUUUCUUAGUCAUUUACAUAUAUGACAUAGUUCAUAAAUAGUGUUAUGUUUAAACACUGAUGGGGCCACCUUCCUUAUCAUUAUCUCCUAAAUGGUAGUAAUAUGAAUUAAUUUAUUAAAGUUUCAUUCUGCAGCUGCACCAGUAUUUUUAUUGUACAUGUUGGUAAUUAUAUAAAAACAGUUCAUCUUUCAUCUUGAGAGCAUAGUUACACAAGUCUUUACACAUACACAGCUGUAAUAGUCAGCACACACACACACACACACACACACAUUCACAUUUUCACACUUGCUUAAUCUCGUUUUUGAAACAGUCAAACUUUUUACAGUUUCAUUUUGAGAAACCUGCUUCCUCUUCCAAAUAAAGUUCAUUCAUUCAUUCAUAGUAUGCUGACAUUAGUCUGAUCUACUAGUGUACUUUUCUAAGGCUUCCUUUUUAGAUUGACAAAAUAUUAAAUUCAUUCAGCUAAUUAUUUCCACAAGUUAGAAAACUUACUGUUGCUCUGCUAAAAGUUCUUAUAAAAAAAAGGCUCAU